GCACAGUAGACGCACACCAUCCGCGCUAUCGGUUCGAAACUAUUUCGGUACCAUUUGUGGAAAUUAAACCUAACAAAAACAAACAAAAAAAUCUGCCUCUUUAGUCGUUCGAAGUGUCAAACACACUUUACAAACAAACAAACUUGGUAAACUUGUAAACAAGAAAUGGAGGAAGACACGAAAUCAACCGACAGUUCAAAAAAAGCAGUCGAUGGGAAUUCCGAAGACGAUCCAGAUGAUUUGAUUAGCAUGGAAAAGCUGGAUAGAAAUUCGCCAGAAGUUUGGCCCGAAAAAAUUCCUGGAAUCAACUAUUUUAUCGCUAUGAACAAUACACCGUCUGUAACAUCGUCGUCACAAGCGAAAGGAAUUUCAUGGGCUCAAGGAUUAUCUAGUGAAGACAUAAACGCGAUGCAUCAAUUGGGAGCCCUUUCAUCCACCGGUUUGAUUGCCGAAAUUCGGAAACUCUAUGACCAAGCCUAUGAUUUGGGUAUUCAGGAAGCCAAAGAAAUGACAAGAGGACGUUAUUUAAAUAUUUUCCCAAGUACAAAAAAGAAAUAAAGUCAAAACAUUGCAAUUUUGAAA
Messenger RNA from Bradysia coprophila, 582 nucleotides. RefSeq names its product DREAM core complex component lin-52 (gene lin-52). Lineage: Eukaryota; Metazoa; Arthropoda; Insecta; Diptera; Sciaridae. Gene Ontology annotation, cellular component: DRM complex. Gene Ontology annotation, biological process: regulation of DNA-templated transcription. The record is from RefSeq and is a predicted model, not a curated record.